Messenger RNA from Alnus glutinosa, 847 nucleotides. RefSeq lists its product as uncharacterized. The transcript has 5 exons. The coding region runs from base 233 to 550 and encodes 105 amino acids. Lineage: Eukaryota; Viridiplantae; Streptophyta; Magnoliopsida; Fagales; Betulaceae. The record is from RefSeq and is a predicted model, not a curated record.
GCAAGACUUUCCCAAUAAACCCUCUAAAAGAAAGAAUCUGAAAUACUUUUUUUCCCCCUUGAUUGUCACAUCACUCCCUUUUCCAUUUGCAAAAUUCUCGAAUCUUCAAAAAAGAUCUGUCUUUUUUCUUCGGGUUCAACCCAAAACACUUCCUUCAGAGUCCAGACAUUUCAGACUUGAACAGAAAGAGUGUUUUGAAGGCAAUGUUUGUUGAGACUUGAGUCCGGAGACAAUGGAAACUAAUGGUAGCAAUUCUAGUUCCCAUGACAAUCGACCUUCAGGAGGAUCAAAUAAUUCUAGCACAGAGAAGCCCAGUGAGAAAGAGAUCUUUGUUAACCAUGCUGCGAUAACUUGGCAUGAGAGAAGAAGAGAAUGGAUUGGGGACCAGUCUAAAAAAUCACAAAGAGCACGUAGAGAACCGAUUAUGAGCUGGACCACUACUUACGAAGAUUUGCUUUUGUCUACUGAACCUUUUCAGCAGCCAAUACCCUUAGCUGAGAUGGUAGAUUUUUUAGUUGACACCUGGAAUGAAGAAGGCCUCUAUGACUAGCUAAUUGGAAUUGUCUAGUGGUCCGAAGAAUUUUGCACAGUUUUGUUUGUGCAGAUUGAUGAUGAAGCAGCCAUAGGUUAUAAGAAUUUUUAACCCUGAAAUUGAUUUAGUGAUGUUAUAGUUGAUCUGUCUUGUUAUGAGUUUACUUGGUAGAAGUUAUUGCACAGAAAAUUUGGGUUAAGAGUUCAGGGACAUCUAGAGGACUAUUAAUCUCAGCAUGCUCCUAAUCCCCAGCUAAACAUUUAUGUAUUUUAACUAACCAGUUUUGGAGUAAGGUUGAUUCUGAUUUGGGGUAAA